Mauremys reevesii (Reeves's turtle) is the source of this 1374-nucleotide messenger RNA. RefSeq names its product zinc finger protein 420-like. Bases 1 to 1374 code for a protein of 457 amino acids. Lineage: Eukaryota; Metazoa; Chordata; Testudines; Geoemydidae. The record is from RefSeq and is a predicted model, not a curated record. Gene Ontology annotation, molecular function: DNA-binding transcription factor activity, RNA polymerase II-specific; RNA polymerase II cis-regulatory region sequence-specific DNA binding. The transcript is spliced from 3 exons. Gene Ontology annotation, cellular component: nucleus. Gene Ontology annotation, biological process: central nervous system development; regulation of transcription by RNA polymerase II.
AUGGGUAAGAAAGCUUAUGAAUGUUCUGAGUGUGGGAAAUGCUUCAUUUAUCAUUCUGUCCUCAUCUUACAUCAGAGAAUCCACACAGGAGAGAGGCCCUACACAUGCGCUGAGUGCGGGAAAAGCUUCAGUCGGAGCUCACACCUUAUCGGACAUCAGAGAAUCCACACGGGGGAGACGCCCUACACAUGCACUGAGUGCGGGAAAAGCUUCAGUUUCAGCUCAGCCCUUAUCACACAUCAGAGAAUCCACACGGGGGAGAAGCCCUACACGUGCUCUGAGUGCGGGAAAAGCUUCAGUCAGAACUCGGACCUUAUCAGACAUAAGAGAAUCCACACAGGAGAGACGCCCUACACUUGCUCUGAGUGCAGGAAAAGCUUCAUUCUUGGUUCAGCCCUUCUUAAUCAUCAGAGAAUCCACACAGGGGACAGGCCCUACGAAUGCUGUGAGUGUGGGAAAACCUUCAGUCGCCGAUCAGACCUUUCUAAACAUCAGAGAAUCCACAAAGGGGACAGGCCCUACGAAUGCCGUGAGUGUGGGAAAACCUUCACUAGCAGCUCAGACGUUUCUAAACAUCAGAGAAUCCACACAGGGGACAGGCCCUACGAAUGCCGUGAGUGUGGGAAAACCUUCAAUCGCAGAUCAGCCCUUUCUGUUCAUCAGAGAAUCCACACAGGGGACAGGCCCUACGAAUGCCGUGAGUGUGGGAAAACCUUCACUAGCAGCUCACACCUUUUUAGACAUCAGAGAAUCCACACGGGGGACAGGCCCUACGAAUGCAGUGAGUGUGGGAAAAGCUUCACUAGCAGCUCACACCUUUCUGUUCAUCAGAGAAUCCACACAGGGUACAGGCCCUAUGAAUGCCGUGAGUGUGGGAAAAGCUUCACUCAAAGAUCAAACCUUUCUGAACAUCAGAGAAUCCACACGGGGGAAAGGCCCUAUGAAUGCCGUGAGUGUGGGAAAAGCUUCACUCAAAGAUCAAACCUUUCUGAACAUCAGAGAAUCCACACGGGGGAAAGGCCCUACGAAUGCCGUGAGUGUGGGAAAAGCUUCACUCAAAGAUCAAACCUUUCUGAACAUCAGAGAAUCCACACGGGGGACAGGCCCUACGAAUGCCAUGAGUGUGGGAAAACCUUCAAUCGUAGAUCAGCCCUUUCUGUUCAUCAGAGAAUCCACACAGGGGACCGGCCCUACAAAUGCAGUGAGUGUGGGAAAACCUUCACUCAAACAUCAACCCUUUCUAUUCAUCAGAGGAGCCACACAGGGGACAGGCCCUACGAAUGCUGUGAGUGUGGGAAAAACUUCACUACCAGCUCACACCUUUCUAGACAUCAGAGAAUCCACACCGGGGAACAGGCCCUACGAAUGCAGUGA